GUUAACUUAGUUUGUUUAUUUGCAAUGUUUGGUGUAAAAUUCUCGAUUUAGUAGUGAAAAAGAAAGUUAGUAAUGAAAUGCAAGACACAAAAGAGUUAACAUGGAUAUCAGCACUGAAAAUGUCACCAUCAGUGAGGAAGACAAAAAAUUUGUUUUAAAUUUUUAUUCAAAAUUAUAUUCGAAUUUAAAAAAUCUAUCUCAAUUUUAUGAUGACUUCGCUUCAACAUAUUACAAAGUCCAUGAAAUUAACAGGUGUGAUGCUCACCAGAGGCUUGCAAAUGAUUUAGCCGUAUUUUUUGAGAAUAAAAAUUUAGAACAAAAAAAGAUUUUAGAUGUUGGAUGUGGUAAUGGAUGUCUUGGGCAAUCUCUUGUUGAGAAAGGAUUUAAAAAUAUCGAUGGAUUAGAUAUAUCGAAGAAAUUCGUGGAAAUGUGUAAAGAGACAGGAUGCUACAAUAAAUUGUUUCAAGUGCCAUUGACAGCUAAUCCAACACCUGGUAUUGAAGAAAAUUCAUACGACAUUGCUGUUUCCAGUGGAUGCUACGUCGCGGGUCAUAUACCACUGGAUACGUUAUUUGAACUAACACGUAUAGUGAAGCCUGGUGGUUAUAUAUUCUACACACUUCAUGACCCUAACUACACGAUGGAUUAUAUGAAUUGGCAUGGCAAGAUAAUGAAAGAAAGGAAAGCUGAUUUGAUCUCUAUGAAACUGGCACCAUACAGAUUGGAACCACGAAAAAACUUUGAACAAGUUUAUGCUUAUUACGUGCUGUUUAAAGUAUUAUAAAUUCUAAAAUACAUUUUUGUAUAAAUCCUAAUUAAACUUCUGCUUUCUUGCGGUUGGUCGCCAAUCUUACCCUACAAAAAGUAAGUACUAAUCACAAUGUGAGUAAUAGUUGUCACCAUUUUGCGCCCAAAGUUAUUUACAAAACAUUUAAUUCCUUGGUGUGAAUAAGAAAUACAAGAAUGUGAAUGGAAGUUUUUGUGAAUAUGCUAUUACUCACAAUCUUACAAACAGUAAUAUAGUAAACUGCAUGACACAUUACCAUGUACUGUAAUGGAUACUGAUUUGACAGAAUAUCAAAUGCCAUUCUCCCUUCUGAGAAAUAAAUUCCCGAAAAAUGUUUAAAAGAUUCAUCUGCGAAAAAUAACAUAUUGCUUUGAUGCAAAUAAAACACAAAAAUAGUUAAGUAUUAUCUAGCUACACUAAAACUUUGAAACAUA
This is a messenger RNA of Hydractinia symbiolongicarpus, 1221 nucleotides long. RefSeq names its product ubiquinone biosynthesis O-methyltransferase-like. Gene Ontology annotation, molecular function: S-adenosylmethionine-dependent methyltransferase activity. The transcript is spliced from 3 exons. The record is from RefSeq and is a predicted model, not a curated record. Bases 101 to 784 code for a protein of 227 amino acids. NCBI's taxonomy places the organism in Eukaryota, Metazoa, Cnidaria, Hydrozoa, Anthoathecata, Hydractiniidae.